Messenger RNA from Rhodotorula graminis WP1, 2086 nucleotides. RefSeq lists its product as uncharacterized. The transcript is spliced from 4 exons. Lineage: Eukaryota; Fungi; Basidiomycota; Microbotryomycetes; Sporidiobolales; Sporidiobolaceae. The coding region runs from base 1 to 1971 and encodes 656 amino acids. The record is from RefSeq and is a predicted model, not a curated record.
AUGGCCUACCCGCUCGACAGCAAGCGGUCCUCGGUCGCAUUCGGCGUCAGCUCGGCCAACGACAGCGCGAGCCGCGACGUCCACCAGCGCAACUCGUCCCUCGCCCCGUCUCCCUCUCCUCCAGCCACCUCGUCGGCGUCGUCGACCAACGCCCCUCCUUCGGCCAACCCGAGCUCGUCCGAGUUCCUGCGCAACCUCGUCGAGGUCAAGGCCUUCUCGACGUCCAAGCACCCGCGCGUGCGGCGACACGCCUCGCUCGACAUCGGCGUCGCCCAGUACCGCGCUCGGCAGAGCUACGCCGCCGGCAUGGACGACCUGUCGCCGCGCUCGAACCUGUCGCCAGCGUCGUCGACCGGGUUCGACGAGAAGGCGCGCCUGUACAGCUUUGCGCACGACGCGAGCGACUCGCCCCUGUACUCGCCGUUCCCGUACCCGCGACGCGCCGCGUGGUGGAAGAAGCGCAGCAACGUCAGCGCCGCCCUGUCGGCCGCCGUCACGCUCUUCUUCCUCGGCGGACUCGUCGGCCUGACGCUCCUCGAGGGGCGCGGCAAGGCGACUUGGUGGGGCGUCAAGGAGGUCCUCGAGGAUCUCGGCGUCGCUUCGUUCGAGCAUACCGCCUGCGAGAACCCGUACGCCGAGUUUGGCCGCAUCCACGUCGACAAGAAGGUCCCCGAGCACAACCGGUGGAUCCCGUACGACCCGUCGUGCGCCCCUCCCGCCUACAUGGCCGCCCUGCGCGCCUCGCGCAACGUCAACGCGACCGUCGACGACGAGCCCGAGGAGCUCGAGCUCCCGCUGCGCGGUCGUCGCGCGUCGCGCAACCCGGCCGCGCCGCUCGCGUGGAUGCACGGCAAGACGGUCCUCCUGUUCGGCGACCACGUCGAGCGCAACCACAACAAGGACUUUUGCCGGUUCGCCGGCGGCAAGUUUGCGACGAUCGGGCGCGACCAUCCGCUGUCGCCGCCGCGGUUCGUCAACGGCAUCGACGAGAAGUUCCUGCCCGGCGCCAACCAGGAGAACUUUGACGGCACGCGCCCGAGCGUGUGCUACUUCGAGGACCUCGACUUUAUGGUCGUCACGGUGUUCCACUUUGGCCUCGCCAAUCGCGUCGAGUUUGAGCACGAGUCGCUCCUCCAAGACCCGCACUUCUACCCUCCAGUCGCCGUCGACGACCGCCUGUCGCACAUCGUCAUGCCGCUCCUCGACUCGCUCAAGCGCACCAAACCCGACCUGAUCGAGGUCUCGUCGGGCUUCUGGGACCUGCGCCACUUUGCGGCCCUCGACGAGCUGUCCGGCACCGACCCGCACGACGAGCUGUCGCCCGAGCGCCUGUCGUGGUACUCGACCCGCCUCACUCGCGCCCUCGCCGACCUCGGCUCGGCCUUUCCCGACACGCCCCUCCUGUGGCGCACCCUGCACCAGACGCCCGACUUCAAGCAGACGUCGCCCGCACGCGUCGCCGCCCUCGACCAGAUCUCGCGCAAGGUCGCCGCCGCGCUCAACGAGGCCGCGCACCGCGCCGAGGCCGAGGAGCAGCUCGAGCACGUGUUCCACUUUGCCGUGCGCGAUCACGAGCACCGUGCCCAGGCGGCCGUGCAGCAGGUCCACAUGCACAAGCCGUCGCCGCGCGAGCGCGCCGCCGCCGACCGGGUGCGGCCGGCGCCCGUGCGCCCGAACCGCCGGCUCGGCAAGGCGCGGUUCCUGAACCGGGUCAAGGAGCGCAUCGGGAGCAAGGAGCGCGUCAAGGAGGUGCAGCUGUCGACGGACGAGACGAGCCUGCGGGGCCGGGUGCGCGUCGACGAGUGGGGCGCGCUCAUGCGUGGCCAGGAGCACACGAUGGAGAAGAUCAACACGCCGCCACUCCCUGGCGGGUACCUGUGGGGCGACAUCAUGCUCUUCGAACUGCGCCGUGUCAUCACCGACACCGAGCACGCCUCGUCCACCCUCAUCCUGCGCCACUUCCGCAGCUGAGCGCGUCGCCCCGCCGCCGCCGAGCCGGCUCCUGUACUUUGUCCCCCCCUCCCUCGUCCCGGUCGUCGAGUGGCCCCUCCCUCUUCUGUGCUUUACCCCCCAGCAGUUCUAUCCC